CUCACAGCUCUUCUGUUCUACUCCCCCACAUACGCCCUGGUUACACCAUCGCGAUGACAAAUCCACAGAAACUCCUGUCUUGGUACACUGGCCUGUACUCCCGUACCGUCGACCUCGUUGGCGAUUAUGCAGGCAGUGAGCUCUUCAUCAUCGAAGGGGAUUCACUUCUCUUGCACUGCUUCGCCGACGAUCAGCUUGAUUUUUCCAAUGGCUUUCAGCUGCUUCACGCCACUUACAUCGUGGAGCGGUUGCUAGCACAGCUUCGACAACGAAACUGCAAUUUCCACAUCGUCUUCUUCGCGGAUAACUCAGAGGCAUCUAUUCCACCACAUGCUGAUGAAUUAUUGUUGCCGAAGUACCGUCUAGCUCGUGAAGCUAUUUUACAGCAUCUCCAGCAGAAUGUUCCUAAGGCUUUUCCAUCCAUGCAAGUGAGAUGCUUUGAUACAUACAACUGCUCUGAUUUUGAGAAGUAUCUUACUUCGGAGGGGGUCUAUUUUAUCAUGUGUCAUGAUGGUGCCAUUUCAAGUUCUAGCGGGCAUGACAGAGCAUUUGGUAGAGCUCUGGAAGACCCCGAGAAAGUGCUGUCAGAAGAUAGCUCAGACAGUGGCUGUGAUGAAACUUUCGAUAGCGCUCUUUCCUCGUUUUGGACGAAUAGAGUUACGCUCAGGUCGAUGAUACACUGGUUUAUCGCAUAUGGCUUCAAUAUAUCUUUGUUGAACAGCUUGGAGUGUCGUGAUACCAAGGUGUAUACUAUGGUUCUAGAGGGCUCCGCAGAACGGGCACGGAAUCUUUUCUGCGUGGAUUCUGUCAGCCUGGACAUUGCGGAGGAUACGGUAUCAUCUGGUUCUGAUACAGAAGAGGUGGAAUCUGAAACCAAUCUGGUGCAUUGUCACGGCGAAGCUAGCCCCAGUGCUCAAAAACCUUCUCCCACUAGCCCUCCCUCAGUCGAGCCUACUCUACGCAAUUUCUCUCCUAUCUUGGACGCCACUAAUCACACUCUCACUCAGCGAGAGUGGGCCACAGUUCUUACAGCAAGUGUUCUGCUAACUUCUGACUAUUGCGAAGAGAAUGAAAUGUUGGGGCUACGUGUUCUGUUGAUGCACGCAAUCAUUCUGAGUGAGUGCAAACUUGAAAACCGCGUGUAUGAUUCUAAAUACUGUCACCUUGGUGAGUUGUUGCUGGUAAAAUAUGUUGAAGUAUAUCGGAGUAUCAUCACAUCACAGCUGUGGCAUGAGGCUAUGAGGGCUAGACCCCUGACCUGUGAUGUGGCGGACCUGAUUGAUGGGUGGUUGUUCCUUGAGCUGAUACAAUUGGAAAUAAUCUGUCCGUCUGAUCUUGAAUGCUCCUUCAGCCAAUCAAUCGUGGAUAGGUUUUCGGUGCUUGCUUCACUAGUGAAAGGCCUAUGUGGCGUCGAAAUUGCUAGCUUUCAAGUGAGCGACCAGACUAGCGGUAGCAAAGCAAGCAGCAAGAAGAAAACUAGGAAAUCGGGCAAUGGCCAAAUUAAUAGCCGGACAAAGACAACUUCCGUUCUCCCUUUCAACAACCCCGACUUUGACCGCCAUCUCAAGCCGAUAUCACUUGCCAUUGACGAAUCUGCUGCUGGGAAGGAGCUUGCAGUGUCGCGAAUCUUUGAGGAAAUCAGCCAUUGGCAUAAUCAUCGCAGACCGCUAGAUCAGCGGAAUGCAAUUCCUCUUACAGAGUGGCUUCUUCGCCGUAACCAGAAGUUCAUGGCUGAAACUGAGCAGUAUGCUGCCAGUCUCACAGAUGCGAAACCAGAGUCAAUUUUUGUAAAGACUAAGACAGACCCCAAGGUCUUGUCAAGGAAAAACCCGGCUCCUGAAGCUACGGAGAGAGACAGGACCUCUCAAUCCACAAAAAAUGGCCCAAAACAGACUAGACACCCAAAGACCAGCGUAUCUGCGUCGGUUAAAGCAAAGGCAGAAGCUCACUUCAAGGAACAGCGGGCUAGCAAUCUUGAAAGACAAUUAAAAGCAUGGGAAACUAAACGCCAUGGGAUCGAGCAUGCCUACAAUCUGGUCCGGAGAUACCAAGAUGCUUCCGAGUAUCUCCACAGCUUGAAGAGAAAGGGAGACUGUCUGAUAGAGUUAGACAUACUCGCUUAUCUCAUAAUGACCCUAGCGCAGCUGUGGAAAAAUAAGUGUGAAACGGAGAAGGACAAACCUAUGGGGAUAGUGGCACUCAUAUGGUUUUUGAUUCUUAGGAUCUCAAAGGCGAAGCAAGGAAUUACAGUCGGCAUUCGACGCUUCGUUGAAGAAACUAUCAAAGCGCUCAAUCUUCCACGUAUUGACAUACCCUGUCACAGUUCAAGAAAAGCAACAUCCUCAUUCACACCAAUAUCUUCACAGCACGCCAACUUGCAAACGGGCUUGUCACCAGUUGAGUUUCAGCUUGUUCAUGCGGGUCCAUACUUCGAUCGAAAUAUGGAAUCGGCACCAGACCCUCGUGUUCACGAUUUUGAUCCUGAUCGGUGGCAGAGAGAGAUCUUAGACCAAAUCGACGCUAAAGCGAGUCUUUUUGUUGUCGCUCCAACAAGUGCAGGGAAGACUUUCAUAUCGUUCUAUGCUAUGAAACAGGUCCUCGAGAGCAGUGACGACGGGGUCUUGGUGUACGUUGCCCCGACUAAAGCACUCGUCAAUCAGAUCGCCGCCGAGGUCCAAGCAAGAUUCAGUAAGAGCUACAAAUACGCUGGACAGUCUGUCUGGGCUAUUCAUACACGUGAUUACCGCAUCAACAACCCAACUAGCUGUCAAAUUUUGAUCACAGUGCCACACAUCCUUCAGAUAAUGCUUCUUGCUCCGUCAAACGCGGGAUCGUGGGCGUCUCGCAUUCAACGUAUCAUUUUCGAUGAAAUCCACUGUAUUGGUCAGUCAGAAGAUGGAGUAGUAUGGGAGCAAUUGCUUCUUCUUGCACCUUGUCCUAUCAUCGCACUUUCCGCAACGGUCGGUAAUCCCGAAGAAUUCAGCGACUGGCUGAAGUUGACUCAGAAUGAAAAUGGCCACGAACUGAAAAUGAUUGAGCACAAAACGAGAUGGUCGGAUCUAAGAAAGUUUCAAUACAGACCUCCAUCCAGUUUCAUCUUUAACGGGCUAUCGAAUAUCACUCAUAUAGCUGCACUCGGCCUCGAUUCCUGUCCAAACAUGUCGUUUAUACAUCCUGUGACAAGCCUGACCAACAGAUCUCGUGGAUUCCCGGACGAUCUAACUAUGGAGCCGCGUGACUGUUGGACACUUUGGAAGGCCAUGGACAAGUACAAAACAGCGAAUUAUCCGCUUGACAAGGCGUUGGACCCGUCAAACGCGCUGCCAGGUGUCAUAUCCAAAGCCAACAUAGUGGAGUGGGAGGCCAAGCUGAAGCUGGUACUGAAACAUUGGAUGAACAAUUCAGACUCUCCAUUCGAUGCUGUCGUGGAGGAACUCGCACAAGGAAGCUAUGUAGAGAAGAACGGCAACGUGCAGGUAUCGUCUGGCGAACUCGGCCAGUCAGAUGAGCCCCGCGCAGUGAAUAACAGACUUCUCAGUACAACACUGCCCCUGAUCUGUUCUCUCCAUAACCAAGGCGCCCUACCAGCUAUUUUCUUUAAUUAUGAUCGAAGUGAGUGUGAGAGGAUGUGUCAGCAUAUUCUUGAUGAACUGGAACAGUCCGAGGCCCGGUGGAAGGUCUCAAGUACAAGCUGGGCGAACAAGAUUAGGAAAAGCCGAUCUGAAGACAGAGAUGAAAACAUGUCCAGAGCAGAACAGAUGCGUGAGACUGCGUCUGCAGAAUCGAGUUGGCACGCAUUGUUUGACCCAGAUGAGCCAAUAUCGAGGUUUUCCCUAGCUGAUAAGAAGAAGCUGGCGGGUUCUGAGUUUGAGGAACAUGCUCAAGAACUGCAUAAACGGCAGGUCUCUCCUCGGUUGAUUGAUGCUAUGAAGCGUGGGAUCGGUGUCCAUCACGCUGGUAUGAAUCGCAAGUACCGACAGGUUUGUGAGAUGCUCUUCCGCAGGGGCUACCUCCGGGUUGUCAUCGCCACAGGUACAUUGGCUCUUGGUAUCAAUAUGCCAUGCAAAACCGUCGUCUUCGCCGGUGAUUCUGUCUUUUUAACUGCACUUGGAUUUCGGCAAGCAGCUGGUCGAGCUGGACGCCGAGGCUUCGACUUCCUAGGCAACGUGGUCUUUCAGUGUAUUCCGGAUUCCAAGAUUUACCGUCUACUCAGCUCGAAGCUUCCAAGCUUGAAUGGCCAUUUUCCGUUGUCUACAACCCUAGUACUAAGACUUUUCAUUCUGCUUCGGGAGUCUGAUGGAUCUGAGUUUGCCGUCAAAGCCAUAGAUUCGAUUUUAUCAUGCCCACGGAUCUAUCUUGGGGGACCGGAGGCCAAACAUACUGUUCUCCAUCACCUGCGGUUCUCGAUCGAAUACCUCCGUCGCAAUCAGCUCCUCGACGCUAGCGGUUGUCCCCUCAAUUUUUCGGGCACCAUAUCGCAUCUGUACUACACCGAGAAUUCGAGCUUUGCAUUCCAUGCGCUCCUCAACGGUGGUUACUUUCACCGACUGUGCAAAAACAUUGGCAAGGAACCCAAAGAAACCGUUCUUACACUGAUGCUUGUGAUGUCGCACUUGUUCGGUCGCAAAUAUCUACCUCCAGUUGCCCUUGAGAAUCUCCGAACCUCUGAGAAGAGAUCCCCAUCUGUUGUGAUUCUUCCAAGUCUUCCGAAGAAGGCAGCUAGUAUCUUGCGCAGUCAUAACGAGAAGACUCAAGAUAUUUACACAUCUUAUGUGACCACCUUUGUUGAGCAGCACAUCAUUGAUCCAGGCUGUUUCCUCCCGCUGACAGGAAUGAAGUGCGGUGGCGACAAAUCUCCGGAGGGAAUCAGCCACGCACUGGCCGUUACUCCUCCGACCCGAGUCACAUCGUCAUUUGCCGCACUGUCAGGUCAUGGCGAUAAAUGGCGGAGUAUAUCUGACCUCUGUAAAAAGGUCCGCAGUGGUGUCUGGCUCGAACAAGCAGUGGUGCCGUAUGUGGGGCUUUACCCGGAAGAGGGCAAACUUCCUCUCAAUGCGUAUCUAUAUGAUUUCUUCAAACACGGAAAUGUGAAGGCAUUGGAGAAGGGAAACAUGAUCCGCAAGGGUGAUAUUUGGUUUCUCCUGAACGACUUUUCCCUGGUUCUCGCCACAAUUGUCACUGAUUUCGAGAACUAUCUCAAGCUAUCCCCAAACAUUGACCUGGAUCUGUUGGAUGUGGCCGGCAGCGGUGAUGUGCAUGAGAUUGACUUGGACGAUAAUGCUUAUGCUGCAAACGAUCCCCUGCCAGGGACAGCCGCGAAAUCGGCCAAUUUACCCCAAGUCCGGAUGCAAGCCACAACCAAGCCUCCGCUCACUUCGGCAUCCGCCAAUCCAAAGAGAGCGAAGGUAGCAGACAGCUGGGAAGAUGAGUUGAGUGACGAUGAAGAAAGUGAAAAUAAGGUACCCGAGAGAGAGGGAAAUGCAAAGGCGACUAACAAUCCCACUUCCUCCACCUUACCGAGUGAUAUUGAGCAGGGAUUUUUGCAAGUCUUGAGGGCGUUCAGAAUGCUUCAAGCUGAGUUCAAUGAGAAGUUCAAGGCCAUGUGGGCAUAA
Aspergillus costaricaensis CBS 115574 is the source of this 5612-nucleotide messenger RNA. Its product is annotated as putative DEAD/DEAH box helicase. Lineage: Eukaryota; Fungi; Ascomycota; Eurotiomycetes; Eurotiales; Aspergillaceae. The transcript is spliced from 5 exons. Gene Ontology annotation, cellular component: cytoplasm. The record is from RefSeq and is a predicted model, not a curated record. Gene Ontology annotation, molecular function: ATP binding; nucleic acid binding. The coding region runs from base 54 to 5612 and encodes 1852 amino acids.